This is a messenger RNA of Ostertagia ostertagi, 570 nucleotides long. The record is from the annotation of a GenBank genome assembly. Lineage: Eukaryota; Metazoa; Nematoda; Chromadorea; Rhabditida; Trichostrongylidae.
AUGAACGAUAGGAUACGACUCCAGGCAAUAUCGGGACACAAUUACAGGAGGUCGAGACUUGCGCGUGGACUUGUUAAAAAUAAGAAUGGUAGACCACUUCCAACAGCGGCUAAUAUGGUCAAACUGAGAUACAGAUGUCUGCUUGAAACUACCGCGAAAGCUGCAGCUGACAGUUGCUCUACUUCUUGGUCACGCGUUCCAUACGGAGUACAACAGAAUAUCAUUUGUAUUCCGAAAGGCGAGGCUCGAUAUCGCGUUCAUGCUAUUACUGAGGCUAUUAAAAGGUGGUGGAGACGAGUGAGAUUCGAUCAGUUCGGAGUGGCAGUUAUGUACCGUUAUCAACAUCAAUUCACCAGCAUCAGUUGGUUCACUAGGAUGGCAUGGGCGACCACGAGAUAUCUUGGAUGUGCUGUCUCAGACUGCGGACACCAGUGGUGUGUUGUGUGCCACUACCGUCCUGGCGGAAAUAUUGUUGGGCAAUACCUUUACGAAAGAGGUAAUCCAUGCUCUCGUUGCCCUAUUGGGUUCUUCUGCGACUCAUCCAUGCUCUGUGCGGCUAUCACUCGCUGA